Molecule: messenger RNA, 317 nt
Organism: Paraglomus occultum
Lineage: Eukaryota; Fungi; Glomeromycota; Glomeromycetes; Paraglomerales; Paraglomeraceae
Source: the annotation of a GenBank genome assembly
AUGAUGUGUGUACUCAUUGGUUGGAUCAAUGGUUUGAUGAGGGACUGAACGAAAAAGACCUGGCGGACGAGGAAAAAGACAUGAUAAGGCUAUGGAACAGAUAUCUAUCGCAAUUGGAAACCAAUGGCGAUUGUCAUUUGUCGGGCCUAUGCAUUCAAUUUGCGAAAACACGGGCUCGAGACAUUUCGGCGUAUAAUCUAAGAAUGGCUUUUGCAAGACACUUGCUUCAGAUGGCAGGGGCUCAAGUGAUCGAUGGGAAUUGCGUCGCCCAUUGCCUUCGCUUAGUUGAUAGUAUAGCUGAUGGAUCAGGAGUGUAG